GUUGGCCGCAUCCGGUUUGAAUGACGACGCUGCGGAUACAAAAAAAAGAGAAAGGGAAAAUAGGAAUAGCUAGCUAAGAACAGCGAAAAAACUAUUUAUAUUUUACUCAUGUUUAUACAUUUUGCGAAUGCUCGAUCAGUAUUUUUGACUACCUAUGUCAAGUAACUUAUGUUAGCUAGCCAACGGAGAGAGAUGAUAGAUAUUUAAGAAUAUUUAGCUGUUUAUUUAGCAUUAGCUUAGCUAUUAUUGGCUAGCUACAGGCUUAGUUAGCUAACGUUAGCUACCAAGGAAAUUGUUUGACAACACAUUGUCUGGGUGACUAGCUAUUUCACUCUAUUUGUUUUUAUCUUUGACUUUUUCUUGAUCUUGGUGAUAAUGGCAACAUCGGCCCUGUACGCGUGUACGAAGUGUAACCAGCGGUAUCCUUUCGAAGAACUGUCGCAGGGACAGCAACUGUGCAAGGAGUGUCGCAUCGCUCAUCCCAUUGUCAAGUGUACAUACUGCAGAUCAGAGUUUCAGCAGGAGAGCAAAACAAACACAAUUUGCAAGAAAUGUGCCCAGAAUGUAAAGCAGUUUGGGACGCCUAAACCCUGCCAGUAUUGUAACAUCAUUGCUGCUUUCAUUGGAACAAAGUGUCAGCGUUGCACUAACUCAGAGAAGAAGUAUGGCCCUCCACAGACCUGUGAGCAGUGCAAACAACAGUGUGCAUUUGACCGCAAGGAAGAGGGUAGGAGGAAGGUGGAUGGGAAGCUGCUGUGCUGGCUAUGCACUCUGUCCUACCGCCGUGUGCUGCAGAAGACCAAGGAGCAAAGGAAAGGCUUCAGCUCCUCCCACUCCAACUCCUCGCUCAAUGAGAAGGACCACCACUCCAGGCAGCAGCAUCAUCAACACCACCAGCAGCACAGACACAGCAGCUCACAUAAACUCAGUGGGAGCCUAAGUCCAGAGCAGGAGCAGGGACUGUGGAAGCAGAGCCAUAAAUCGUCUUCGAUCCAGAAGGAGACCCCAAAGAAGAAGCCAAAACUGGAUGUGAAGCCAUCCAACGGGGACAGGUACGAGAGGAGUUUCAAUCACAUUAGUUCCAUUACCCAAUCUAUGGAUUCUGGAGGAACGGACAACUUUAUUCUGAUCAGCCAGCUGAAAGAGGAAGUGAUGUCAUUAAAGAGAAUGCUUCAACAGAGGGAUCAGACAAUACUGGAGAAGGACCGAAAGCUCACAGAACUCAAGGCAGACUUCCAGUACCAGGAAUCUAACAUGAGGGUUAAGAUGAACAACAUGGAGAAGGUGCACAAAGAGGCCAUGGAACAGCAACAGGCCAAAAACCGGGAGCUGCUGAAACAAGUGGCCGCCCUCUCAAAGGGCAAGAAGUUUGACAGGACAGGGAGUUCACUGCUGUUACCGUAACGACAAGCCCACCCAACCACGGCUCAGUGGCUUCAUUGUUUUAACACUGUGAAAGCCUGAUGCCAUUUUACCUUUCCCUCCCUCCUUCCUGUGUUUUCUCAAUCAUUUGGAUCUUUUCAGUUAUGUUAUUCGUUGGAAAACAGGUGACCAUGCUAUACAUGGAAAUCCUCUUUCAUGUUGGUAUGAAAAUAAGGACGCAUCCUCAAUUUCAACAUGUUUUAAAUGUUCUAACCCUGAGUUUUACUCUGCCACUGGAUGUGAUGUGACUGUGGAAGAGGAGAGAGCCUCGUUAACACUGCCCGGGCCCAGCAGCAUGUUUUGCGCAAGGUGGAUACGAUUCUGUCAACAUCACAGAUCCCACUUGAUUUUUUACGGAUGUCAUGCAAUCUUAUUUAUUCAAUUCCAUUUUGUAGCUUUUGGUCUUUUUCUCACCACAUACUCAGAGCAUUGCCCAGGUUUGGGAAAUGUUUUUUCUUCAACAGCAACUUUCUCGUAACAUAUUAAUUAUAUUUUUCUAAAUGGACUAAUUAUGGAAGAGAAACUCCUCCUUAUUGGAGACCCUUCUCAACUUACUAUGUAUGCAAAUGUCAAAAGGGUCACUGACAACAGCAUUGCUGGCCAGUAGCAGAGACCUCUAGACGUUAAAGUCCAAAAACCAUCAACUCUAUGAGAGAUUUUUAAAACUUUGUUUUGUAGAGACACUUCCCGGCUGCCCUCUUUCUCACUGUGACAGCUGUAGUGCUUUGCUGUUUUUCUGUAGUGGAACGAUUUGUAAUACUGCAUGACUUACUGACAUACAAGUUAGCAUUGUGGUCUCCUGUACUAUAAUAUAGGGUUUCUCAAAUUGUGUUUUACGGGCCCCUGGGGAGGUAAUGCAGGAGGUCUGCGGCCAGAUCUCAAAAUAACUUUUAUUUUUUUUUAUUUUUUAAAGAAAAUCAUGAAUAUUACUAACAGAUUAAUUAUUAAAUUAGGUGUGUUGAAGGGAUCCGUGGAUUAAGUUUAGAGGGUAUAAUUCAAUGUAAUAUUAUUCAUCUACGUUUGUUCUUAACUUUGGGCAGAAUGGCCCUAGGAGGCAGGUAUAUUGGUAUCCACAGUACUCCACCAGUUAUCUAUUUUUCAACUCAUUACUUCUCCCCCCUCUCACCCAAGAAAAUGCAGAACAUGAAUGCACUGUAAUUAAAGUUCUCUCUGCCUCGUAGAAAAAUGUGUAGAAUUGCAGGACAUUAGCUUGUAGGGUAUUAGCUUGUAUGCUACUUCUUCUCACUCGAGUUGUGUUCUGGUUAAGAGGGGGUCCCUGAUGAAUUUGGUAUGACAAGAGUCCCAGGCCCCAAAAAGUGGAGAACCCCUGCUGUAAUGUACUUUUUCAGCCUUUUAAGAAAAGAAAAAAUGUUUUUUUUUUUAUACGUGUAAAGGUAUUACAGGGAUCAGCCUAUGUAUUUAAAAUGUGUAACUUGUAUCGGUUUUAGUGAGUGUGUGUGUGUCAGGUAAGGCUGGUUAAUUAUAUAAAUACAUCUGUAGAAUACGCUUUUUAAAGGAACGUACCAUUUCAGCUCUGCACCAAACUGAGCUGGUUUCAUACUGUGGCGUACUGAUCACUUUUGUACUUUUUCCAAACCCAAUGUUUCAAAAAUAUUAAAUCUGGUUAAACAUA
This is a messenger RNA of Oncorhynchus masou masou (cherry salmon), 3055 nucleotides long. RefSeq names its product protein FAM76B. The transcript is spliced from 10 exons. Gene Ontology annotation, cellular component: nuclear speck. The record is from RefSeq and is a predicted model, not a curated record. The coding region runs from base 376 to 1404 and encodes 342 amino acids. NCBI's taxonomy places the organism in Eukaryota, Metazoa, Chordata, Actinopteri, Salmoniformes, Salmonidae.